UUUAAUUCAACCACGGUGAUCUAUGGCGAAAGGGUUUUAGGAGGUUUUGGGCAGAGCAUUGAAAACGCACCCACCAAUCUCUGCCCACCCACAAUGUCCGCCGCCGCCAAGCAAAUCCUAGCCGACCACCCUGAACCCAAAUCUGAGCAGCUCCUCCCUCCGGAUCUGCCAGCUCCGGAGACUCUCCCGUUGGAUCAGCCUCACUUGGACCCUUCCGAACCCGAAGCAAAGCAAAAUCUCGAUCACCAUGAAGAAAAGGAAGGGAAAGUAGAAGAAGCGGAAGAAGAAGAAGAAGAAGGAGAGUGCGGAUUCUGCUUGUUCAUGAAAGGUGGCGGUUGCAGGGAAUCGUUCAUCGAGUGGGAGAAGUGCACUGAGGAAGCGGAGAAGAACAAAGAAGACAUCGUUGAGAAAUGCAUCAAUAUCACUGCGGCGCUGAAGCAGUGUAUGGAGGCUCAUUUCGAUUACUACGAACCCAUCCUCCGCGCCGAGAAAGCCGCCGAGCAGCAAGCCAUCGCGGAAUUGAAGAAAGAAGCCAUGGAGAAAGAGUCCAAGGAGCAAGAUAGGGCUUCUUCUGAUUCUGAUCAAAAGUGAGAUCUUGCUAAUUCGAGAUUUUUUUACUUUUACUUUUAGCAAUUGUUUUGCUUGUAUUUUAAUGUGGAAAGAAGGAAUUGAUUACAGUUUAGUGGCUUAAGUUAUUGGAGAUGGAGAGUAUAGCUGACCACAGAAAGAGGCAUUUUUGAAUUCACAAUAAAUUAGAAUUUUCAUGAAUAUGUUCUUACUCGGAUUCACAGGUCUAUGAUAUGAUAUUGAUCGGUGAUCUAUCUCUGUUCAAUAAUUCAAUUUGUAUUAGAAGUAACAGUAUGAUGAACUGAUUACAAUUUUUGAACAAGUUAUACAUGAUUCAUGUCAUGUUUUGCUCUACUGGUUCCUCCUUAUGUAGGUGGUAGUUGAAUGUGAAGAAUCUCUAUAUGUAAAGUGAAGAUGUGGAUCAUCAUCUUCUGACUCUGUUUAGUACAAUUGAAUUCAGGUGUAUGACCGUAUGAAAUUUUUUGAUGAUCCAUGUGUUUGCCUUAAAUAUAACCAAGUGUAUUUGUCUUCAUUAUGAAGGAGCUUUGUGAAUCUAUAUCUACUUUGCGUAGUUUAUUGUGCCCUAGGAUAGAAAAUAUUCUGUUUCUCAAAUGGUUGUGGUGGAGAAGAUUUGUUUCUUGAUGAUUCUGUUGUAGUGGGGUUUUGAUGAGUAUAAGCGCUUGAUUUAGUAGGGAGGAAGAAAACUGGAGGACAGGACCAUUUUCCUUGUAUGCAAUGACCAACCAUGCAAAAGAUUCCAAAAUCAGAUGCUAUUUGUUUGAAAGUAAUAAAUCAGGUUGAGAUAAUUUAUAAUUUA
Arachis stenosperma is the source of this 1384-nucleotide messenger RNA. RefSeq lists its product as uncharacterized. Bases 94 to 591 code for a protein of 165 amino acids. The transcript has a single exon. The record is from RefSeq and is a predicted model, not a curated record. NCBI's taxonomy places the organism in Eukaryota, Viridiplantae, Streptophyta, Magnoliopsida, Fabales, Fabaceae.